Messenger RNA from Acanthosepion pharaonis, 603 nucleotides. Lineage: Eukaryota; Metazoa; Mollusca; Cephalopoda; Sepiida; Sepiidae. The record is from the annotation of a GenBank genome assembly.
AUGGUCGCCGACGCUGUCGUCGCUGCAGUAACAAAAACAAUCUCCCACACCACCUCAGCGAAGAUGGCGCCGACGCAUUCGUCGCCACUGUACACCAAGACCACAAUUUUUAUUGAUAUUCUAACUACAACUAUCGCCACCUUCGUCUUACUUUUCACUGUUGCAGAUAUCCAUCUUAUCAAGAACCCACUACCAUCACGACUCGCCAUCAUCGCUGCAAAUCCUUGUCAACUUUUUCCUACCGCCAUACUGUCACGUCCCAUCCAUUUCCAACGAAUCUCUCCCUCUGCCGUUCCCAUUGACGCUGCUACUCUCAUAUCACUAACAUUCACUAAUAUCCUCACAUUUCUACUGCUGAUAGCUACAAUAGCUAAAAGGGAUUUUUCUUCUUUUUCUGAUAUUUCUUUUCUAUCGUUUUUUUUUUUCUGUUCUUUUAUUUCUUCUUUAUUUAAGUUUUCUCUCAUUGUUUCCUUUUGUUUUCUUUCUUUAUUAUUUACUUCAUUUCCUUUUCUUUUACUCUCUUUCUUUCAUUCUCUUCAUCUGCUCCGUCUAGAUAAUCUCUCUCUCUUCUCUCUCUCUCUCUCCUCUCUCUCUCUCUCUUGA